Pneumocystis murina B123 is the source of this 5552-nucleotide messenger RNA. RefSeq lists its product as hypothetical. The coding region runs from base 45 to 5552 and encodes 1835 amino acids. Gene Ontology annotation, molecular function: molecular adaptor activity. The record is from RefSeq and is a predicted model, not a curated record. The transcript is spliced from 18 exons. NCBI's taxonomy places the organism in Eukaryota, Fungi, Ascomycota, Pneumocystomycetes, Pneumocystales, Pneumocystaceae. Gene Ontology annotation, cellular component: cytoplasm; nucleus. Gene Ontology annotation, biological process: proteasome assembly.
AAAAGCUCAUUUUUGCAUAUUAUUGAUAUACAUUUUUGUUCAGUAUGGCAGAUAAGGAGUUAAAAUUACUUAAUAAAGUUGAAUUUCAUUUGGGUUUGGCAAAUACAGAUAUUGAAUUAGAAAACACAUUAAAAACAUAUUUAUGUCCUACACUUUUAAAAUUAGCAAGUCCUUAUGAAAGUGUUCGAAAAAAAGUUCUUCAAAUUUGUAGUCAUAUUCGUCUGCGGAUUAAAUCAAAUGAAGAUAUAAAACUUCCAAUAGAUAUGUUGCUGGAGCAAUUUCAUAGUGAAACUGUUGAAAAUUUUGUGAAAAAUUUUACUCUUUUAUUUUUAGAAAUGGCUUUUUUUAGAUCAAAUGAAGAAAAAAAGAAGAAAAUGUUAUCUAAAUUAAUACCAAGGCUUUCGACUUAUUUCAUUGAGCAUAAAAAAAAAAUUACAUAUCUGAUUUUUCAUAUUUUAGAAAUAUAUGGUGAUCCUCAUAAAGUAAAAAUAUGCGAAUUUGAAGAUGAUCAAUUUUUAAAAUCCGUUUUUGACGCUUUCUCGGAAGAUUUUGCAUUUUUGGCAAAUGUAUUUAAAGAUUUAUCGCUAUUUUCAUUAUCAUAUUUUCAUUCUUUGUCUAAAAAAUUAUCUAAAGAAAAAAUUCAGGAACUCUCAUCUCUUAAUUAUCUUAAUAACACUAAUUUAUCAUUGGAUGAUGCAAAUUUCUCUUUACAAAUAUCUAUCUUGAAAAAAACAUGUCCAGGGCUAUCUUUUAAUUCUUUUAAGUUUUUGACUCCAAAAGGAUUAGAUACGUUUAACAUAGAUGUACUCAAUAGAAUAAAAAUAGGGGUUAUCCAAUUUCUUUCUACAUCUUAUUUUUCAUUAGAUCAAAAAUUUGUCACAUUUAUUAUUUUUAAAUUUGAUGCUGAUUAUAAUAUUAGUUCUUUUGCUGAGGCUUGUCUCAAAAAAUUAUCUAUUGAUUUAGAAAAUGAAAAAAUAAUUAAUAGAAUAUAUAGCCUUUUGAUUGGAAACAAUAAUGAAUUAGAGACAGCCAAGAGGAAUCCUGUUUCUGCUCAGAUCUAUAUACAUUUAAUAUAUCUUUUGACGAAAAGCUAUUUUGCUGCAAAAAAUGUCGAAAAUAUGCUUAAAUUACUGACUUAUGGUUUACAAAAUAAUGUGCAAAAAAUAGUACAGGCAACAAUUGCUUUUGUUAAUUGGAUUGCAAGAAUAUCACCCGAUGAUAUUUUAAAGCCUAUUAUUCAGCCCAUUUUAACUUUAAUAAUAAAUUAUAUUCAGAAUGAUGAAGAUAAAAAUGAACAUUUGAAAGAGCAAUUAUUUACAUCUUUUGGACUUAUUGCUAGAAGAGAAACAAAUUAUAUAGAUAUUUCUGUUUUAAAAUUUUUAUUUGAUUCUCUUAAGAGGGAAACAAAAUCAGUUAGGUUUUCUAUAGAACAGUCUCUUUUUUUAAUAAUGCCUUGUUUUCAAAAUAUUCAAGAGAAAUUCUUAGAAGAAUUAAAUUCCUUAUUGUUUCAAAUUAUUACCUCUGAUCAUACUGAUGCACAUUUUUCUGCACUUCGUUAUUGUUUAGCAAUUUUUCCUUUUCAUGAAAGUAGGGCAAGAAUGUUAUGUUUAAUUUGUUUAAGAGAAAAUUGUAUCCCUAAAGUUAAAGAAGAGGCAAAAAAGGGGUUAAAUCCCUAUUGGUUUUCAGUAAUUAAUCAAAUGAAAGAUAUAAAACAGAAUCCAAAUACUGUUUUUUCAGAAAAUAAUUAUAAUUUUUUUUCUUUUCCUGUUUUUGAAGAUCUGAUAGAAACACUGGAAAAUCAAAGAUUGAACGGUGAUGGCGAUAAUUUUUUUAGUCAUUAUUUUGAAUCACUGUCGCCUAGUAUUAAAAAUUAUAUGAUAAAAUUUAUUCGGCAGACUCUAAUUAUGAAUCUUUUGCAAAAUGAUGAACAUAUUCAAAAUUUUAGUCCUUUAAAUAAGACAUGGGAAGAACAGCUUGAUAUUGCUAUUAGUGAUAAUGAGGUAUUUAGAACAACAUAUAAAAAAAAGAUUGAUAUAGCAUGGAAUAAUAAUACUAAGUUCAAAAAAUAUUUAAUUAAUUAUUUUCAAUAUGUUCUUAAGAAUUUUUAUGAAACGCCUUUAGAGUUUGCAUAUGAUGUUCUUGAGUUAAUUUCACUUGGGCCUGAUGAUCUAACAGUAAUGCUAACAGAUAAAUUUGAUUUAUUUCAAACUUUUCUAUUAUUUUCUAAUGAAAAUUUGGAAUACAAUAUACCUCAUAUUUUAGGGAUUGUUGGCAGUCAUUUUAAUAUAUCAAUUGAAAAGAUUACAGAAUUGUUAAUGUUUUUUACUCGUUCUGAAAUAUCUCAAACUAAUCGACAAUUUUUGUCAAGUCAUUCGUCUUUAUUAUCUUUGGGAUAUUUAUUAAGUCGUUUAAAACUUAGAGGCCGUUUAACUACAGUUAAUAUUGAUUUACUAUAUAAAUGUUAUAGUUUUAUUAUUGAGAAAGUAUCUUCAAGUAAUAAACUUGAAAAUAUUUCUGCUCUGGUAGCACUUGGCGAAUUAUGUAUUUUUGAUACUCUUUCUGAUUUUAAAAGUUCAAAUGAAGAGAAAUUUAAUUUUUUAAUUAUGACAAUUCUUGAUUUAUAUAAAAAAUCUAAAACAGAUAUUAAACUUCGAGAAAUUAUAACUAUCACUUUAGGAAAAAUUGCAACUACUAUGGAUCCUAAACAACCUGAAAUUGACUCCAUUUUAAAUUGUAUAUUUGAAAAUUAUCAGACUGAAUAUGUUUAUUCAUAUUUUAUUGAUGGAGAAGCUCUUUCAUGUAUUGCAAUUGGAUGGAAAUCCAAGUUUCUGUAUAAGUUUGUUGAUAUGUCUAUUUCAGGUAUUCCAGAAACGUCUAGACCAGAACAUAUGGACUUUAUUUUGAAAAAAAUACUUCAAGAGUAUAUAAUAAGUUCAAAGCCUUCAUUAAGAAAGGCGUCAAUAAUAUGGCUUUUGUCUUUAAUUCGAUAUUGUGGAGAAUCUUUAAGUAUUCAAGAUAAUAUUUUAAUUAUGCAAAAUGCUUUUAUACUAUUAUUAUCAGACAAAGAUAGUUUUAUUCAAGAAUUGGCAUCAAAAGGAUUAAAAUUAUUAUAUGAAAAGUGUUCUGAAGAAGUAAAAUCUAGUUUAGUUCAUGAUCUUAUUUUAUGUUUAACAAAUAAAAAAAAAAUUAAAAGAACUAUUACAUCCGAAACAGAGUUAUUUGAUCAUGAAAUUCAUCAUGAAAACAAUACUUCAAUAUCAACAUAUGGUGAUGUUUGUAGUUUGGCGACAGAAUUAGGAAAUCCUGAAUUGGUAUAUCAAUUUCUUAAUAUUUCGUUAAACUCUACUAUUUGGCAAACUCGAAAAGGUGUUGCUUUUAGUAUUAAUGAAAUUAUUUCAACUAAUACAAAAAUUGAUAUUAUAAAAAAUAAUCCUGAAUUAUUUAAAAAAAUGAUAUCUUGUUUGUUCUUAUAUAAAUUUCAUCCAAUAUCAGAUGUGAAAAAAGUAAUGGAAAAUGUAUUCAGUAUUUUUGUUAAUAAUUCGGAAAAAAUUUCGGAAUUCAAUAAAGAUAUUAUGGAUAGAUUAUUAAAAGGACUUGGUGAUCAAUCGUGGUAUAUUCGUGAGGCUAGUUGUAAUGCAAUUGCGCAUUUUCUUCGAACACAAACAGUUGAAAAUAUAGAGUUUUAUCUGGAAGAUAUUAUAAUAAUGAGCUUUCGAGCAGUUGAUGAUAUAAAAGAAACUGUUCGGUUAGCUGCAUCUGUUUUAUGUCGUUAUAUUACAUCUUUUAUUAUCAAGAAUAUUGAUUACAGAAACAAUAAAAAAAGCAAUCAAUCUAUUAUUUUAGAAAAGAGUAUUCCUAUUCUUUUAAAAAGUGUAAUUUCGGAUAUUCAGGAAGUGAAAGGAUAUGCCUUAGAUACUUUAAUAAAAAUAUGCGAUACAGCAAAAUUAUCUCUGAAGCCUUUUAUUCCUGAACUGAUUGAUAAUUUACUGAAUUUCCUUACUGAAUUAGAGCCUCAAGUUAUGAAUUAUUUAGAAUUAAACACAGAAAGAUUUGAUAUAACUCAAGAACAAUUAAAUGAUGCAAGGGUUUCUUUACUUAGAACGUCUCCAAUUUUGAAUGCAAUUGAAUCCUGUAUAGAUCAGUUUGAUGAAGAAAUAGCCCGAAAAACUAUACCCCUUCUUCUUAAUAUUACACAGAAGGCGGUUGGUCUUCCCACUAAGUUGGCAUGCUCCAAAGUUAUUAUAAGCAUUAUUUUAAGAAAAAAUGAUUGCGUUUCUUUAUAUGCAAAAGAUGUAUUCCGAGUUUUUCAAGAAUGCCUUUUUGAUAGAAAUCAUACAGUAAGAAUUUCUUUUUCUAUCUCUUUAGGAUAUAUAGCACGUAUUGCAUUAAUUGAAGAUUUGAUUUUAUUAGACUCUAAUUUGAAAAAAAUCUAUUUUGAAGAAAAAGAUGAAAAAAAAUUGAUAACUGUUGCUUCUGUAUAUAAACACAUAUCGAUUUAUGCUAAUGAAAAAUUUGUAUCUUUAUUUUAUUUAUUUCUUCCAAUUGUAUUUUUAGGUAAACAUGAUCAAUUUGAAAGUGUUAGUUUUCAGUUUAAUGAGAUAUGGAAUGAAAAUGCUGGAGGUAGUGGAUUUAUAGCUCUUUAUUUGAAUAAAAUACUUAAUUUUAUAUUUCUUGGUCUUGAGAAUAAUCAUUGGAGAUUAAAGAUGAUAUCUGCAAUUGCUUUAAUUGAAGUCAUUAAAUUUUCUAAAAUGGAUGAAUAUUUAGAUAAGCUUAUUCCAAUUCUUAUGGAUAUUCUUGAAGGAAAGCUUUGGGAUGGUAAAGAAGUAGUUCUUGAUGCUUUUAUUACUUUACUUCUUUAUAAUGAAAAUUAUUUAUUGGAUAAGGCAUAUUUAAUCCAAAAAAUAUUUAAUAUCUUGGUUCGAGAAACAAAAAGAAAUAAUAUCAAUUACCAGAGGCAUGUUUUAUGCAAUUUCAAUAGAUAUGUGGAGCGUUAUUUAACUCCUGAGAGUUUCGAAAAUAUUUAUUCAGUUAUAGAAAAAAAUAUAUCUAAUGAUUCAGAAAAAAAGGAGAUAUAUGAGAAUAAUGAAAUUUCAAUGCCAAUGGGAUUAGUUCUUCGUGAACAUAGUCUAAAUAUAAUUGCCAGUGCUUUUCAUCCAAAAAGUGAUAGAACAUAUGCUUGUUAUGUAGAAUUAGUGAGAAUUUGGAGGGAAAAUAUUCGAUUAACAUGGAAUAUACAAACAGUAAUAUGUAAAUCUAUUCAAAAGAUUUUUAAAAAAAACUUUUUAAAUACCUUUUUAUUCGAUCAAUUGAAAAAUGGCAACACAUUGUUAGAUAAUUGGAAUAUAAUUUACUAUGCUCUCGGUAAUAAAAAGUAUGAGAGUGUGCGUAAUGAAGCUGUAAAAGCGGCCAAAAUAUUUAUAGAAUCAUUGAAAGAUUGUAAUGAUUUCGAACUGAAAUCUAGAAUUCUUAAGGAUUUUAAUGAAUUUAAAUCGACUGAAAAAUCGUCUAUGAUUAAAGCUGAGUUAAAUCAUAUUUGUUUUUCAGGUUAUUAA